This is a messenger RNA of Quercus lobata, 1440 nucleotides long. RefSeq lists its product as uncharacterized. Lineage: Eukaryota; Viridiplantae; Streptophyta; Magnoliopsida; Fagales; Fagaceae. The record is from RefSeq and is a predicted model, not a curated record. The transcript is spliced from 4 exons. The coding region runs from base 1 to 1440 and encodes 479 amino acids.
AUGGAUAGUUAUUCGACUCUUACCCCGUGCACCACAGUUGGGGGUUAUACACCACCAUGCCAAGAGACACCAACUCCAAUGGAGGUUUGCGGAUCUAGUUAUCAACAAGAAUGUAUUCAAUCUCUAGGGAGGGAAGAGAAAGACAAAGAUGAUGUUGAUCAUGGUAGAGAUGAGUAUGAAGAGAUGAUUGGGAGAGAUGACUCUCAUGAGAAUACUAUAAACUAUGAAAAUGUUGACAAUGUCCGUCAUGAUGUUAUGGAAGAUCAUGAUGAUGAUGCUAUAGAGUUUCAAGAUGAUAUAGGCGAUGGUAUAGAGGUGGCGAGACAGGCAUUAAUAGUUUACUCUAUGAACAACAACAAGAAUUAUAUAACUGAGCGGUCGAACCAGCAAAGAUUGUGUGUGAAGUGCGCGAAUGAGUCAUAUGCAUGGAAAGUUCGAGCAUUCUCGCAACGGAAGCUUAACGGGUUAUGGGCCGUCACAAUAUAUGGUGGUCCUCACACUUGUCCAUCAGUUGGGGUGAACAAAGAUGACAAAAUGAUGGAUUCCAAUUUUCUUGCCAAAGAACUUCAUACAUAUGCUAUUGCAAACAUACAUGGGAAUUGGGAAGAGUCGUAUCAAAAGUUGCAGAAGUUGUUGUUGGCAUAUAAGGAUAGCGAUCCGGGUACACAAGUGUCUUUUCGGUCAAUCAACGGGGACAUACCGGUUACUAUUAUAUUCAAGUAUGGGUUCUGUGCUUUCGCUCCUUCCAUUGCUAGAUUCGCACAUUGUAGGCCAGUAAUUAGUAUUGAUGGAACUCAUCUUUAUGGAAAAUAUAAAGGAAAGUUGUUGAUUGCAAUGGCUACCAUUGCUAAUAAUGAGAUUUUUUCGCUUGCCUUUGCGGUUGUGGAUGAUGAGAUGGGGGCUAGUUGGGGAUGGUUUUUAUCUUGGUUGCAGACCGCGAUACGGGAUGCGGUACCCGAUUCCGGCAUUUGCAUAAUAUCAGACCGACAUAGAGGUAUAAUAUCAUCCAUUGCACAGUGGCCCAAUGAUUAUGUUCCGGAUACGAGCAUCAAGAUCGCAAACUUGAAAAAAAUAUUGGAUUGCCUUAAGGAAGUUGAACUCAAAUUCAGUAAGGAUCCCAAUCCCAAUAUAGCAAAAAAGAAGCCAUACUCCUAUCUAAUGAAGGAGUGUCUGGAGAAGUGGACACUAUCACAUGAUGGUGGACGUCGUUAUGGGGCAAUGACUACCAAUAUGUCCAAGUAUUUCAAUGGAGUUCUAAAAGGUGCACGUGGACUACCUAUAUCUGCAUUGGUUGACUACAUUUGGUGCAAACUUGUCGCUUAUUUCAAUGAUCGGUGCACUAAAAUAUUGGGCGAUAUUGAACAUGGUCAGAAGUUCAGAAAGCAUGCCAUGGAGAAACAUGAAGCAAAUUACAAAAAAAGGGGACAAGACACUAUCUGA